AUGUCCCAACCAAUCUAUUACACUGAAGAUGAAGCACAAAAGGAAUCCUAUAAGGGAUUUUCAGAAAAAUUAAAUCAAACCUUGAUCGAGUCUGUUCCUGAUGAAGUAGUAAGGGAGACUCAAAACGAUACACUCGUUAAAACAAAAUAUAAGGCACCGAAGAAGGAAAAUCCAGUAACAUCAAAAUUAGAGUUUGCUCCUCUGGCUAGAAAUUUACAAAUCGGAUCCAUCUAUACAUUAUUUAUUUGUGGAUUUACUUCUGUAGUCAUGACACCAUCGGAUCCAAUUUGGGCCUCCUAUAUUCCUGGUGGUUAUUGUAUAUUAUUAUCUUUUAUUCUUUAUGUUUGGUGUUUUUUCAGUGAAUUUAAUAAGCAAGAUAAGGUCACUGUUGAGGAUAUCUUGAAUCCAAAACAAUGGCCAGAACAUGUUUGUACAUUCUUGAGUAUCUUGUAUAGAAAUGAAACUCAAUGCGUUUUUUGUUUCUUGUAA
Messenger RNA from Naegleria gruberi, 489 nucleotides. RefSeq lists its product as uncharacterized. Bases 1 to 489 code for a protein of 162 amino acids. The record is from RefSeq and is a predicted model, not a curated record. Lineage: Eukaryota; Heterolobosea; Eutetramitea; Acrasida; Naegleriidae. The transcript has a single exon.